This is a messenger RNA of Drosophila pseudoobscura, 1857 nucleotides long. RefSeq names its product tubulin tyrosine ligase-like 15 (gene TTLL15). Gene Ontology annotation, biological process: protein modification process. The record is from RefSeq and is a predicted model, not a curated record. Lineage: Eukaryota; Metazoa; Arthropoda; Insecta; Diptera; Drosophilidae. The transcript is spliced from 4 exons. Bases 137 to 1729 code for a protein of 530 amino acids.
GAAAUAGUUAGUCUUGGCUCAGAGUUGCUGGGAAUGUGUGAAUGGUAUCGUUUUCCAUUUGUUUUCCAAUUGCUUUAGAAUGCAUUUAUUAGUUUUUCCUAUUAUUGCUGUAUAAAUAAAAGUAAUCCAAUGUAGGAUGGAGUCAAACUUGAAAAGAAAUUCUUCUACGCCAGAAUCUAUAAUGGCUAAAUAUGCUGUGAUGAAACGUGAUGAAGGGUCUCCAGAGAAACCGGUCACCAAGUACACAGGCAGUAGUGCCUUGCGACCAAUUAUGCUAUUCUUAGCAGCUGCAGCAGUAACUACUUCCGUAUUAGUCGCCCUUCCGCGUCCAGUCAAAAACUUCAUCUUAAGUUCGCAGAAUACAUCAAAUAGUACCUUGAAAGAUCUGCAAUCAGGUGCGCCCACUUAUGCGAUUUUCGGCAAAAGUCAUACAGAAGAGCACUUGGUACAUGUAGUGAAUGUUCUUCAUAGAUUCGGAUACGAAAGGGUUGAAUUAAACGAAAGUUGGAAUCUCUUGUGGGCCCAUGAUUAUCCAUUCCUUUCCCUUCCUGACUUAAAGAACCUUGGGAAGCAUCAGAAAGUUAAUCAUUUUCCGGGCUGUGGAUACUUAACAAACAAGGUGGAUUUGUGUACAACUUCACUGCCAUUUCUUCCUCGUGCAUUUAGACUUCCAACACAGAGAGUCGACUUCUUGGAAUACGCCCAUGCCCACCCAGACCCAGAUGCACUUUUUGUGGAGAAACACAAUGAGCAUAGACAUAUCAAAGUUCGCAAACCAAGUGAUAUCGAUCUCUGGUCAAAUGAUUCUUUCGUUCAAGAGUUCAUACCAAAACCAUUCUUGGUGGACGGACAUAAAUUUGAUAUCGGCGUUUACGUGGUGAUAACUGAGAUUAACCCCCUUCGAGUGUACAUCUACACUGGCGACGUUCUAUUUCGUUACUGUCCUGUAAAAUAUUAUCCCUUCGACAGUGAAAACGUAGACAAAUACAUAGUGGGCGACGACUAUUUACCUACUUGGGAAGUUCCUUCAUUACGGAAGUAUUACAAUCUUUUCGGGGGUAGCAUGCGUAAUGCUUUUGAGGCAUAUGUACGUGAUCAGUCCAUGGACCCUUCGAAAAUAUGGCCUCAAGUAGAACAUAUCAUCCGCACAACAAUUUUGACGAAGGAAAAAGACAUUGUCAAUAUUCUUCACUCGUACAAACAGCAUAAUUUCUUUGACUUGAUGAGAUUUGAUCUUUUUAUCGACGAGAAUCUAAAAGUUUAUCUAAUGGAGGCCAAUAUGUCGCCAAAUCUUUCAUCGGCUCAUUUCAAGCCAAAUUCGCUUUUGUAUGAGCAAGUGCUAUAUAGUGUAUUUAACUUAGUUGGAAUACGUCAAUUACAUGGAACAAGUGCCCCCAUAUUUUCUGACAGCAGCGACUUUCUUGCAUCUGAUAAAAAUUUGGCAACAGCCUUAAAUACAUGCGCUUCGAACGAUUGUGACAGGAACUGCAACAAGGAAAAGUGUAGUCUCUGCUUGCCUUGCCUCAGUGGAUCCGAAUACAAGAUGCUUCACCAAGCGUACGAGGAGCAUUUGCAUCGGGUUGAUAUGAAGCGUAUUUUCCCAAAACCAAUUCUAAAUUUGCAGAACUUCGAUAUAAUUGACGAAACGCGAAAUAUGUCGAAGAAAAACGCGUGGAUGACGCGAUGGUUCUAUAAUAAAUGUCAAUAUGAGCGAACGUGGUGUGUCUAAAUUUAAAAUGAGCACUCUACUGAUUUAUUUGCAUAUUAAAGUACGACUAGAACAAAUAUUAUAUAUUUUUAAGAAAUAAUUUAUUUAAAAUUCAAAUCAGUACACCCCUUGCAAAAAGUAUUAUGAUU